Messenger RNA from Paramecium sonneborni, 1502 nucleotides. The record is from the annotation of a GenBank genome assembly. NCBI's taxonomy places the organism in Eukaryota, Ciliophora, Oligohymenophorea, Peniculida, Parameciidae.
GAAUAAAUGUCUGAAAAACCAAAUCAAUAAAAUCCAAAAAAAGGAGAGCCAUGGAAACCCAAGGAAAAAUUUGAUAAGAAAGCAAAUAAAGAAAAAUAAAAAUUAGAAUAAGAAUAAACAAAAACUGAAGCAAAAUAAGAAUCUAAAUAAGAAGAAUCUAAUAAAAUAAAAUAAGAAUCUAAUUAAACAAUUUAACAAUAAAAUAUUAAGCAAGUUUAAUAAUAAAAAAAAGAAGAAUAGCCUAUCGUUGAUAAAUAAAAUAUUGUCUAAAAAAAUGAAUAAAAAGAGUAAAAUAAAAGAUAAGAUUUUCUUUCACAUCUUCCAAUAUUUUAAGACUAUACUUCUGAAAGUAUAAAAUCUGUUAAAUAAAUUGAUGUAAGAUAUUACUUUAAUUAUAGCCUUAAACUUUACAUCAUUCUUUUGUUGAACUUUGUAUUUAAUAUUAAAAUGGAUAAUGUAUAGGAUCUACCCAUAGAUGUGUUGAAUUUCUUAAUGCAUUGAAAUAAUUCAUAAAGGAUUAUAAGUUAUCAAGAUAAUCAAAUUACUUUGCUAUAGCAUUUGUUGAUGAAUUAAAAAAGAUUUUUAAUUUAAUGAAAAACUUUAGAACAGUGAAUGAAGGAAUGAGCACAUCAUAUUUAUUUAUAAAUGAAUGUUUAAUGAUAUUGAGAAGGGAUACAAAACUUGAUGAAAAUGAGUCAAAAAUAUGGUUAUGCAAUUAGAUUGAUUAAUUUAUUCAAUCAAAAAUAAUAUCAGCAUCAGAAUUAAUAAUUAAAAAUGUAUAAUUAUUAAAUAAAUAUUUGAAAGGCAACAUAAUUAAUUUAAGAAGGAACAACUAUUUUAGUGUAUGCUAGAUCAUAUUUGAUUGAAAAUUUUAUAAUAAAUUACUUUAAGUAAGGAAAGUAAUUGACUAUAUUUGUGGUGGAUAAUCCUUAAUUUGGAGAAGGUUCAUAAUUAGUGAAACGUUUAUAAUAAUAGGGAAUAUCUUGUUAUUAAAUAUUAUUGUCACAUGUCAGUUAUAUAUUAUCAAAAGUAGAAUUAUUAAUACUAUAAAAAUAGGUUGAUAAAAUAUUAGUAGGAGCAUCAUCAAUGUUAUGUAAUGGAGCUUUAGUAUCUAGAGUAGGAACAGCAUUAUUGGCAUGUCUAGCAUCAACUCAUAAAAUUCCAUUUUUAGUAUUUUGUGAAAGUUAUAAAUUCUCAGAAAAGAGUUAGAUUGAUUCUUUAUCUUGGAAUGAAAUAGCAUAAUUAUAAUAAGUAAAUGAAAAUCAAUAGUAUACUUCUUUAAGUCUUAGAUAUGAUAUUACAUAAUCAAAUUAUAUUAAUAUGGUAUAAAAAUAAUUUAUUUUUUUAGAUAGUGACAGAAGUAGGUUUGAUACCAGCAACUUCAGUUAAAGCUGUUAUAGGAGAAUUCAAAAAAUAUAAUUAUGUGGAUGCAAUAGAAGUUCCAAGAAAAGAUCAAUGAUAAUGUUUAAUAGGUAAGUAUCAUAAUAUUAUAUAUAUAUAUU